ACUGACGUCAGAGGGAAAGCUGCGCGCGCGGGUCGGCAUGCUCCGGUCCCGCGGUAUCUCCCUCCCUUCUCUACCUCUCUGCCGGAGAGCCGUCCGCCGUCAUGACAUAAGUAUGUGCACGCGUGGACCCCGAACACGCAGUGUUAUGAAAGAGGCGGCGCUGUCAGUUCCUGCGGCCGAGUUCAGCGUGGCGAGGCGGCGCAGUGACGGAGGCGGGCGGCGCGGCCGGACACUUCGCAACUGCGGGAUAUUGGCUCGACAAUGGCAACUCCCCAUCACUGAAGAACGUUGCUGCCCAACAGCCCCUCCUCCCUGCACCUUGACACAACUGCUUUCCACUUUCCGUUUUCUUUUUUUCCCACACUCCUGAAACCCCCCCCCCCCCCCCCGCACCCCUCCCACCUCCUUCUUGUUCAAACAUGGACACCUCUGGAGACAGAACCUCCGCUCACGAUGGGCACCCCGACCCCACGAGCAGCCCCAGUCGCUCGGACCUCAGCGGACUGUACCAUCUUGGUCGGACGUUGGGGAGGGGCCACUUUGCCGUGGUCAAGCUGGCCCGCCAUGUCAGCACCAGGCAGCUGGUUGCCAUCAAGAUGAUUGACAAGACAAAACUCGAUGUGAUGGCUGCGAGUCACCUCUUACAGGAAGUGAGGUGCAUGAGGCUGGUUCAGCAUCCCAACGUGGUCCGCCUGUACGAGGUCAUCGACACGCCCACCACCCUCUACCUGGUGAUGGAGCUGGCCGAGGGGGGCGACCUCUACGACUACAUCCUGCGCCACGAGGGGGGCGUGGCCGAAGGCACCGCCAAGCGCCACUUUGCCCAGAUCGUGCGCGCUGUGGCCUACUGCCACCAGCUCCACGUGGUGCACCGGGACCUGAAGCCCGAGAACGUGGUGUUCUUUCCUCAGCAGGGGGCGGUGAAGCUGACUGACUUUGGGUUCAGCAAUUUAUUCCAACCCGGGACGAUGCUGGCCACCAGCUGUGGGUCGCUGGCGUACUCGGCCCCAGAGAUCCUGCUGGGGGAAGAGUAUGAUGCUCCAGCUGUGGAUAUCUGGUCUCUCGGGGUGAUCCUGUACAUGUUGGUGUGUGGAGCCCCUCCCUUCCAGGAAACCAACGACAGCGAGACUCUGGUCAUGAUCCUGGACUGCCGAUACCGCGUCCCAGAGCACGUCUCCCACGGCUGCAGAGGCCUGAUCUCCCGGAUGCUCCAGAAGGACCCGUCUUGCCGCGCCUCGCUUGAGGAGAUCGAGGCCCACGACUGGCUGCAGGGGCUCGACGACGCCCUGCUCAGCCCGGAGGCCCCGCCGUACUGGCUCUCGGGGGCCCUCUCCCCCAGCUCACCACGCUUGGGAGCACCUGAAUGUGGGGACCUACUGGCCGCGAGACCCCCUCCUCAGCAGGCUUUCCCCAGCCCCUGGCAGCCCAGCCUCACCUUGACCCUGCGUCCGCCUCUGGCUGAAGAGCCUCCGGUCACCAGGAACCUACCGGCGCUACAGCAGAUCUGCGAAGAGGAAGAGGAGGAGGAUGAAGAAGAAGUGGAGGUGCAGGGCGUUUUGGCCAAGGAGGCUGAAUGCUUGGCGUCUUCGGCCGUAGCAGAGCCAGAAAAAGCAGCUGAAGAGACGCUUGACAGCGCAGGUGAUCAGGAGUGCAGGGAGGAGGACCCAGAAGAGGAGUUAGGAAGCUUCGUAGAGGUUCUCGAGGAGACCGAGGAGGAGCAGGAUCAAAUGGAGAUAGAGGAGGAAGAUGGUGGCUGCGUGAUUUCAGACCAACCAUUGAGUCAUGGAGACAGCACGGCAAGUCAAACGGCCAAAGUUCCUCCAUCGCCUCUGCCUGGUUCGGCGGUGCCGUGCUGCCGGGGGGCGGUGGGCCCCCUGAGCCCGGAGGAAGAAGAGAUUGAACCUAACAACAACACCAAGUCCUCCGGCUCCUCUCCCAGACUCGCACUGAACGAGGAGCAGGCGCUAAAAGCGGGACGAGAAGGAGAGCGAGAAGGGAGGACGGGGGAGGGCGGGGGGGACGUCACCCCGACGGACCGAUCUCAAGCCCACAGUGCAUGGCCGGAGCAGGGGAAGAGGCACAGCAUAAAGCUGCGCGAGAGGCUCUUUCAGUUCCCGCUGUGCGAGAAGGCCCUGGCCUUCAACAUGCCGACGCACAACAAGCCCAAGAUCCUGCCGCUGGCCCAGUACAACUGCUGCCACGUGCUAUGAGAGCCACAGGGCUUCAUACCUGCGAACACUCGCCUGCAGCGCCGGGCGAAGGCGAUCGGCGUGGCGUUGAGCCGGCGGAGGUGUGCAGCACAGUAGUCGGAUAUCAGCAGAAAACUGUUACAUAACAGGGCCAACAGGAGUGCGGGAGAAUGAAGAGCGGUAACAACAGGAAGAGAUGGAAAUGAACAUUUUUAUUGAAUAAGCUAUAGUCUUUUUUUGUUUUUUGUUUGAAAGGUGCCUAAAAUGAUUCGAUGGGUUUCUGCACAUGCAUGGCCACCAAGUUGUUUUGGUCAAAAAACCCUCAAAAAGUCAGAAUGGUAUAGCACUCCGUAGAUUCACGAUUUCAUAUUCUAUAAUAUGUGAAUUAGAACAAACUUUGAACCAGCUCGUGCUACAGAGCGGCACUCGUUUUCUCUUCCCUUUGCACAACCGGCUUCUCAAGGUUCAAAAGCUCUUGAUAUAAGCUAUUAUAGAAAGAUGGAGACUGUUAUCAUACAGUACGACGUGAAAUAUGAUGCUGUGUAAUAUAUGCCUAAGAAUAAGAUGAUGAUAUGAUUUUCUGUACUCUUAAGUCCUAAAGUUUAUUUGAUGUAAUGACGUGUCCUAACAUACUGUACUUAACUGUUAAACGGGAUCAUUGAUCGGGAUGCAGGUCUUCCAGUGUAUUUCAACGUGUUCUUUUUAUUCACACUGAAAUGUCGUAUUUGAUCACAACAGAUUUAUUUUGUGUGGGCAGAUAUGAAUUUUCUGAAGAGACAUGUGACUCUGCAUGUUGUUACUGUUAUUUAUCACACUAUACCUCCACGUGUCUUGGCUGUGACAGGACGUGUUCCUGUGUACCUGUAAGUACUUUGAGGUAAUCCACUCACGGAUGCACCUCACACAGUACGUCUACUGCAGCAGGUAUCUUUAUCGAGCUUUAGAUGUGUUGGGUCAUUUAGAGCGAAUGAUGUGACUCCUUACUGUGUAGCUGAGUCCCUUUGUGUGCUCAUACCAUAUAUAAGCCUCUGCGUGGCUCUAUUUUCUCCUCUUUUGAAGCAGAGACACGAAGUGAAACAUUUUGUCAGGUUAAGGAAGAUUCGUAAAAUUCCUUCUACAGUAAAGAGGGCGUACUCCAAUCAGGCGCUGCAGCCUCACAGGGACAACUAGUCGGAUUAUUACCGCGCAACCUUUGAUCCCCGGCUAUAUAAGCAGCGGGUGUCACGUGAAACAUGAAAUCCGUGCAGAGAAGGGAUGAAUACCCCAUUAUUCGUUCCUGUGUGAUUGCACCCCCCCCCCCCCCCCUCAGUGUGUCUGUGUCUACUGACCGGCAUUGUAACUACUACCACGUCUCCAUGGAGCUGUGAAUUUAUUUUUCUGUAUUUAUUUAUUAAAAAUGGAUUCAAUCAACAGGAUGAAUGUGUGCGGUGUGCUGGUUUUAUAGAGCGUGACCGGUGAUGCUGCGCGUACACGCAACAUAUUUUCAGUUCCUUUGGCUUCUUAAGAUAAAAGCAUUCAAAUUCUGCCACAGGGUGUAUGAUAGACAUUGUCAGAUAAGACGAGAGCCCUGGAGGAGGAACAGCAGAAUGGAUGAAGACCACUGGUUUCUUUUGUUUAUUUUGCAUUUCUAUGUUUGAUAGUUUUAGGUGCUGUUGUGUUCUGGCUCUAAGACCUCACCAAAUGGUGGAAAACACACACAGGGGAUUUAAAAAAAUAUAUUUGCAAACCAAAAUGUGGAUUAGACUAAACCAUGCUGGCGGAAAGGCAAACUGCCACUUUAGCUGAGCCACCCAUCCGACACUGCACAAGCUGUGCCACGGGAAACGUUCUGCCAGUACAGGCUACUUCACCCGGUCCAACCACCACGGGCCAUGUGUUUGUUUGUCUGAAACCUCUUAAGGCUUAAUCGCUCGGUUUAAAGUCUACAGCCACUUUAAUCUGGAUCAAACUGUUAUGAUGUACAAAUACACAUAACUCUAAGUGCUAAUACCAAAGGUAGAACCCGGAUUGUUCAAUUGUGACAAAACAGGUGCUCGCAGUUGAGUUAUCAGGCCUGUGUAAUAUGAGUGAUGAGUUGUUUUAUUUUAAUGUGUGUAAAAUGAUUGUAUAUUGUAUACAUAAAUUAUCUGUUGCCCAAUAUGACUGCAUCAUUUAACCUGCUAUGUGCCCUUGAUUAAAACCAACUCAGCACUUUU
This is a messenger RNA of Gasterosteus aculeatus aculeatus (three-spined stickleback), 4384 nucleotides long. It is a transcript of the gene snrkb, whose product is annotated as SNF related kinase b. Gene Ontology annotation, cellular component: cytoplasm. Gene Ontology annotation, molecular function: protein serine/threonine kinase activity; ATP binding. Gene Ontology annotation, biological process: intracellular signal transduction; protein phosphorylation. NCBI's taxonomy places the organism in Eukaryota, Metazoa, Chordata, Actinopteri, Perciformes, Gasterosteidae. The record is from RefSeq and is a predicted model, not a curated record.